Geodia barretti is the source of this 816-nucleotide messenger RNA. Lineage: Eukaryota; Metazoa; Porifera; Demospongiae; Tetractinellida; Geodiidae. The record is from the annotation of a GenBank genome assembly.
AUGGAGAGACUGAGAAUUAGCGACUGGCGCGUGGGGGUCGGUGUCGGCGCUCUCUCGGCUGUCGUUCUGCACUUCACCUUCCCCCUCCUCCUCUUCCUCGUCUUCGCCGUCAUCUUCACUGUCCUGGGAGCUGUCUUGGCUCUCUUCCCUACUCAGUACUCGCGGAGAACGCGAGAGACAUAUCCGGCGCCCCCCAAACCCAACAUCGAGGGGACGUUGUCAAAAGUCAAGGUUUACCCGCCUCCUGUAGUCCGCCCGGCCCUUUUCACGGCGGGCGUGGAUGGCCGCAUACAGGAGAUACUGGAACUAACUCUAAAGCAUCACGUGAUUCCGAUGUACAAGACGGUCGCACAUGACGAACAGCCGUUCUUCAGGAGUGUUAGUCCCGUAGUGUGGACAACGCUGUCGGCCAUCACGCAGCGAGCGAGUCACAUCGACAUGAUGAGAAUGACGCAAGACAUAGUCAGGGCCCUGCGAACACACUUUGAGCAUUUCCGCGGUUUUCACUACCAGCACGUGCACACGCAGUUCCCUCAACUCUCUCUCUACCCUUACCUCAAAAGCCCCGAACACGAGUUGAAUUUUCUCCGACAGGCCUGCGAGGUGCUACUCUGUGUCUCGCUACCCAAGGAGCACCUCCAGUGCACUCCAAUUAGAGUCCUCGUACGCGAGUACCUGGCCGGUCAGAUCCUUCUACCGACAAUUGAAAUGAUGUGCGACCCGGACUACAUCAAUCAGAAGCUACUGGCUUACCUCACACGAAGAGAGAGGAGCUGUCAAAUCGGCCUCGACCAAGUACACGUGGCGAACGUUUGA